AUGGGGAAGCCGAAGUCCCAGGUGAGAGAUUCCUCGCUAGGGUCGGGGCUUGGGGGUUCCCCUGCCUCUUCGGUCGCACAUCCUACAUCGCCGAAUGGUGCGUCUGAAGCCUCGAAGAACCCCAAGCACGGCGGCUGGUCGCAGAGAGCAGAGGGCGAAACAGCUGAGGAAAAGCUUGGCGGCUGUUCAGGCGUCCAGAGUCGUUACCCGGUCAUGACCGAGCGCGAGCACCAGGUGCUGCGACAGCUGCAGGUGGCAGAGCUGAAGCGACAAGGCCCGUCAGCCGUCAGAAGCUUCGUCGAGUCUCUCUGUCUCGCGGUGUAUGUCGCCUUUCUCCCGGGGUUCUUCAAUGCAUGCCUGCGGCGCUUUCCCCCUUUCAACGCCUGGGAAGGCGGGACGACCUCCGCUCUCGCGCUCUGGGCCUGCCUCGCCUGCUGGUCUGCACUGUUUGCGCGCGGCAACGUGACGGACCCGGGGGGCUUCCUCGUCGGCGUUCGAGAGGCGAAGACGUGGAGCCGCGAGGACAGGCAUCUGCGCGUUCUCGCCCAGCAAGAUCUGCUCGGCGCUGCCGGCGCGCGCGCCGCCUCGCCGAUCCGCAGAAACGCGGACGGAGACGCAGAGACGGAGAGCGCAGACGAGGCACUCGCCCGCGUCUCAGUCGGUGUUUUUUGCAAAAUCACCGCGGCGUCGCUCCUGGGGGCCACGGUCGUCGGUUUGGUUCUUCGCUUUUUUUUCUCGGAAGCGACUUUCCUGUCGCCUCUCGAGCCGCUUCCCCACCAGGUGUACGUCGAUCUGCCCGCUCCAGUCCCGGGAAAGGUCUCGCCGCCGUUUUUCCUUCCCUCCUCUUCUCUUGUGGCUUCUCUGCUUCCGCUCCUGCCAGUCGCCCUCCAGCUACGAACCACUGAGAUGCUCCGGAGCGGUCUGGUGCUCGCCAGUCGCCUUUUCGCGCUGCUGCGCCGCGUCGGUCUCGGUGUAUGUACAGCCGGGAUCGCGAUGGUGCUCAAGCCGGGGGGCGGCCACCAGCAGUUUCAGGAGCAGAUGAUUAAAAGCGACUUCUUCAAACAAUUCUUUGGAGAGGUCUCGGACGCGAGUCGAGACAGCGCCCACGGCUUCUUCGGGCCCAGCCUGCCGGACAAUUUCUUUUCGAAAAUCGUCCACACGCUGACUGGCUCGGCUGCAGGAGUCAAGGAAGAAGAGAUGGCAGUGCUCUGGGUCAGUGGCAUAGUCGACAUGUUUCUUCUCGAGGUCUUCUUCGGGUUCCUCGCCUACAUGGCCGCCGCAGUUCAAGCCUCCGUCACAGCCGCUGCGCAAGGGACUCGGUUUCAAAUCCGGGGCAUCAGCUACGCCUCUCUCAAUGCUGCUUGCUUUUUCUACUACUUUGGAAUACCCUUCUGUACUCCUGUUGGCGGCCCAAUGCUGAACGCAGGGUAUGCUGCACUGGUGACGGCAUAUCGUCUAGAUGUGAUUGGAUUCUUUCUCCUGGUGUCGGCCGACCUUCUCGCAGCGUACUUGGCCACGCUUGUUGUUCGGCCUUUUGCAUGCGUCCCAGAAAAGAAGCCUGCUGCGCCAGACAAAGUGGACAGAAACUUCUCUGUGUGGCCGGAACAGCGCGAGAAGCGCAAGGCCGAGUAA
Neospora caninum is the source of this 1632-nucleotide messenger RNA. RefSeq lists its product as hypothetical. The transcript is spliced from 3 exons. The record is from RefSeq and is a predicted model, not a curated record. Bases 1 to 1632 code for a protein of 543 amino acids. Lineage: Eukaryota; Apicomplexa; Conoidasida; Eucoccidiorida; Sarcocystidae.